Molecule: messenger RNA, 1255 nt
Organism: Eleginops maclovinus (Patagonian blennie)
Lineage: Eukaryota; Metazoa; Chordata; Actinopteri; Perciformes; Eleginopidae
Gene: cfap276
Product: cilia and flagella associated protein 276
Exons: 5
Coding region: 200-601 (133 amino acids)
Source: RefSeq, a predicted model, not a curated record
GGUCACCCGAAAAUAUGAUGAAACGUGGCAGAGUAUUAUUUGUCAAUAAUCGUUUUCGUUUGCAAAUUUUAACCGGAAGUUUGGGGUUGCUAAGGAACGUGGUUGUCAACAUUCUUGUAGGGUUAUCGCAGAGGAACAGAGACGACAGAGUUGGGGAAGUAUUAUAUUUUUCGUCUUGAGUUUUGUGUUGUUAUUAAAUAUGUCAGGAAGGAAUCCUUUCCCCUCGACAAACGGCUUCACCCUCAGCGGCUCCAGGUCACAUCAGAGAAAAGCAUACGAUAGACCAACUCACAUCGCCCAAACAGAGCAGCCCUGGAGUCGCCUCCAUGAUACAGCCACUUUUGCCAGCUCCCGACAAAGCAUCAUGCAUUAUGAGCAUAAGGCUCCAAAAGACAGUCUUGACUUCCAACUAAGGUCAGUUUACGAUCACCACAAGGACUUCUUCUGGGGAAAGAACCAGAUGCUUUACCAGAAAGAGACCGUUUCUGAGGGCCAGAGGAAGCAGGAAAACUCAAAGAAAGACAUGCUGGAGAAGAAACAAGAGGAAGAAAUGAUAGUGUGGGUCGACCCACAAAGGCGCUCCGUUUACAGCAUUAAGUGAAGACUUAUUCAAACAUGGGCUGCACCAGAGGCAGUGAUGGCAGCUUCUAUUUAACUUUGAGCUUCCUGUACUAGUAUCUCUAACUGCUACCAUCAUGAGAGCAAUGUAAAUAAAGGCGGUUCUUUAAAGUGAACUGGCUCUGUGCCUGUCUAAAUACCCGACAUAGCAUACAGAAUACUUAAUGGUUAUUCAUGGUAAGUUACCUAUGUGGAAAAAGUUAAGCUUUCCCACCGAUAAUGCUGAAUCAUUUAUUUUAGAAAAAACAACAUUUCCUUUCAGACAUUUAAAGAAUAUUCUUCAUUUAUUUAAACAAACAAAAAAACAGCUGAAUAUGUUAUUAUAACAAAUGUUGAACUCUUAAGGAAUAGAAAACACUGAGGUAUAGCUUUUGUGCAAGUGCAAUUGAGUCCCAUCAGGACUAUAUUAUAUCAUACCUCCAACAAAACAAAUAAUCCUUAAUAUUUUAUAGGAACAGUUUUAAUCAGGCAGGUCAGGUUCGAUGAUGGAUUCAUUCCUUAGCUUUUGUCUUCGUCUGAUGAAGACGUUCUCGUCCCAUUGCUUGGGAGAAAGCAUUUGGCUUCCAUUAUGGACACAAAGCACGGUCAUAUUCUCAGCGUACUGAAGAUUCUGCAACAGCUGAAAAAAAAAAGCAAA